Ilyonectria robusta is the source of this 763-nucleotide messenger RNA. RefSeq lists its product as uncharacterized. Lineage: Eukaryota; Fungi; Ascomycota; Sordariomycetes; Hypocreales; Nectriaceae. The record is from RefSeq and is a predicted model, not a curated record. The transcript has a single exon. The coding region runs from base 86 to 529 and encodes 147 amino acids.
GAGAGAAAUAAUUAGAGAGAGAGAGCCGGGCCUCUAUCGCGCACUCCGUGGUCCUAAGCUGCCGGCCGGGUUGAGCGGCCCCGUGAUGGUUCUUGUGCUGGGUCUUGGCCUUGUCUGCCUCCGCUGGAUGGCUGAAUGGCUGGAUGGCUGGUUAUCGCCGCGGUCCCUCCCACUCCCAGGCCAUUCCUUCGUUUCUUUUCCCGUCUCUUUUCCCGUCUCUUUCCCCGUUUCUUGUUGGUCCCUUGCUGCCUUGGUCUCACUGCAAGACGGUCGACUUCGAACUAGUUCCCUAGUCUGUCCAAACUGGCGACCUGCGUUAGACGAGUCACGCACGCCGCAUGUCGAUGGGAUCUGUCUGGUCGCCGUCUGCCCACAUCGAGCUGUCUGGCUACUGUCUUACAUUGCUUUCUUCAGCCUCUGCGAACCCUUCACGUCCUACUGCACAUCAUCGUCCGCGCCUCGUGAAUCGAGUCAUCGCCCGUGGCUUUUCGGUGCGCCUCGUUGCCAUCCAGCCUUGAUGUCACCUUGAGCGCAUGGGUCAGCGCCCAACCCGCCAGGCACAGGGCGGAUCGGGCACGGCCCCCUCAUCUGCCGACGUGGCCCGCUCAGGGACAUCGUCAUUCUCGGCAACUGAUGACGAGAACGACGCGCAGAUAUUUCAUUUUGUUUUGAUUUCUUUGUUAUUUAUUUUGGGGGUGGUUGGUUGUCGGCCGACAUCGUGACCCAGCCGAGGGUGGGCUUCCAAUGUUGGCCGAGCUGACGA